AUGUCACAAUAUGCAGUGUAUAUCAACACUGAUCAAGGAUUUGAAGGAUAUAAUUCUGGUGGCAGACCUGAUGAAACAAUUAGUUGUGGGAAGAUGAUAAUGUGUUUGAAUAUUGUCAUUAGUCACCUUUUAUUAUAUAUCAAUUGGUGUUGUUUAUAA
Melampsora larici-populina 98AG31 is the source of this 159-nucleotide messenger RNA. RefSeq lists its product as uncharacterized. Lineage: Eukaryota; Fungi; Basidiomycota; Pucciniomycetes; Pucciniales; Melampsoraceae. Gene Ontology annotation, biological process: peptidyl-hypusine biosynthetic process. Bases 1 to 159 code for a protein of 52 amino acids. The record is from RefSeq and is a predicted model, not a curated record. The transcript is spliced from 2 exons.